Messenger RNA from Drosophila nasuta, 901 nucleotides. RefSeq names its product Casein kinase II beta2 subunit (gene CkIIbeta2). The coding region runs from base 85 to 741 and encodes 218 amino acids. Gene Ontology annotation, molecular function: protein kinase regulator activity. The transcript is spliced from 2 exons. Lineage: Eukaryota; Metazoa; Arthropoda; Insecta; Diptera; Drosophilidae. The record is from RefSeq and is a predicted model, not a curated record. Gene Ontology annotation, cellular component: protein kinase CK2 complex; cytoplasm.
UUCCUAUUCGGUAGGCUGUGAAUUUAAUUGUUAACUAUUCGAGGAACACUUUAUUUAUUCUUUCGAUUUGUUGUUGAAUGCACUAUGUCGGACUCGGAGGAGAGCGCCUGGAUACCUUGGUUCUGCAAGCAGCGCGGUCAUGAAUUUUUCUGCGCCGUGGACGAGGAUUACAUACACGACAAGUUCAAUUUAAAUUUUCUCGACUCGAAUGUGAGCAACUAUCGCCGAGCUCUCGAGGUGAUACUCGAUCUGGACACGGGCUCAGGCUCGGAUGCGCCACCUGAAGCGGAGCUGGAGCAGUGCGCCGAAAAGUUGUAUGGCUUGAUACAUGCUCGCUUCAUUCUAACCAAUCGUGGCAUUGAUUUAAUGCUGGAAAAGUAUCAGCUCGGCGCCUUUGGCUGCUGUCCACGUGUCUUUUGCCAGCGACAAUCGGUUCUGCCCAUUGGGCUGAGCGAUAAUCCCGGCGAGGAUACGGUGCGCAUCUUUUGCCCCAAAUGCAAUGAUGUCUAUCUGCCACGUUCUGCUCGCCAUUCGGUUGUCGAUGGCGCCUUCUUUGGCACCGGAUUUCCGCACAUGUUGCUCAUGGUGCGGCCCGAUCUGCGACCCAAGAGAGCCAAGCAAAAGUUUGUGCCAAGGUGUGUAUUGUAUGGCUUCAAGAUCCACCAGCUGGCGCAUCGUUCGCCCAACGAAUACGGCAGCAUAAUGUACAAGACACCGAUGCAACCAGAACCAGAUACUUGAUACAAUUGAUUCGUUUCAUUCGUUUCACUUUGCAUUCCAAAAUUUUAUGUGAUCCCAUGACUAAAUUACAUGUAUCUACACCAUUCUGCGCAAUUUGUCGUCUCAAUCUCACAAGAAUCUCAUUACCUAUGGCUGCAAAAUUGUUUAUGCAAAAAUUAUA